UCUGAACCACCCCAUGGAUAAAACUUUUGAAGUUUUAUAAUCCGCUAAAGAUUUUUCUAUGAUUACAAUCAUUUGUCCACUGUCAUUUACGUAUCAAAAAUUUUCUUUUUGGGUGACUUUUCUGAGUGAGAAGCAGAUUUAAAAUGUCUGCCCACAAAACGUUUAUAAUUAAAAGGAAGCUAGCCAAGAAGCUAAAGCAAAAUAGGCCUAUCCCUCAGUGGGUUCGGAUGAGAACGGGCAACACUAUAAGGUACAACGCAAAAAGGCGUCACUGGCGUAGGACUAAGCUCAAGCUGUAAAAUGUGAC
Cylas formicarius (sweet potato weevil) is the source of this 307-nucleotide messenger RNA. RefSeq names its product large ribosomal subunit protein eL39 (gene RpL39). Gene Ontology annotation, cellular component: ribosome; cytosolic large ribosomal subunit. Gene Ontology annotation, biological process: translation. The coding region runs from base 144 to 299 and encodes 51 amino acids. Lineage: Eukaryota; Metazoa; Arthropoda; Insecta; Coleoptera; Brentidae. The record is from RefSeq and is a predicted model, not a curated record. Gene Ontology annotation, molecular function: structural constituent of ribosome. The transcript has 3 exons.